AUGGAUCCCGGACUCACUGAAGGUAAAGUACCCAAACUCCCAUAACGGUUGCCCCGAGUUUUGUUUCUCAAAACUGACCUGAAAACAGAACCGUACAGGACAUCAGAUAAGAACUCUUUUGCUUAUGUUUCUGCACGCGACCGAUGGCCCGUGAUAUUGGUGUGUGGUAAACCAUGUUCGUCCAUCAGGGGCUAACACUGGAGCGUAGACCCAAGCAGUCGACGAUGUAUACAAGCACAGGGUGGAUUCCGAAGAUAGUAAUCACGGACCGGAGGGAGGUAAGAUUAUCGCGAAGAUCGCACAGCUUAAGUUCGAGUUGCAGCACAAUCGACUUAUAACGUAGGUUCCCUUGAUCCCCCCAGUUCCGUCUCGGUGUACUGAAUUGAUAUAGACCCUUGGAAGAUGACGGGGGGGAUGAUAUCAGGGGUUACAAUGAAGAGCUGGAUAAGUUGGGAAAUCCCAAGUGGUUCGAUGCGCCUUGGCUAUUUGCAGAAUGUUACCUGUACCGCCGGUUGAACACUUUCUUUACCAACAGCGAAACUUGGAAAACGCACGAUGUAUUCCAUGUUCGGAAGGCAGCUGCUUUCAGAUCUUCCCGAGCAGCAGUUAUUGAGUUGGCUUCAAAAUACCGGCAAAUCAUCUCUUCUCUCGAAAACUCUGGGGAUCCCGCAGAUACUACUGAUGGGGCGAGAGAAGAAAGAGAGAAGAAACUUUUCACCGAUAUGUGCGAGAUAUGUCUUUGGGGCAAUGCUACGGAUCUUAGCCUUCUUACCUCUCUCACAUACGCAGAUAUUCAGCAGCUGCAAGAGCACAAUGCGCGCGAAGAGGCCCGAAAGUAUAUUCUGGUAAACCACGCGGACAAGGUGUAUGACCUUCUCAAAAAACAAAGAGACGAGGGAAAAGUCGGCAGAAUUGAUAUCGUUUUGGACAAUUCUGGGUUCGAGUUAUUUGUGGACUUUAUUCUUGGCGGAUAUCUUUUGGCUGCGGGAUUCGCCACUGAGAUUAUCUUUCAUCCCAAGAGUCUGCCUUGGUUUGUGAGCGACGUAUUGCCGGGCGACUUUAUGAGUUUGAUUAACGCCCUGCGCGAUCCUGCGUCAUACUUUGAUUCGCCAAGAGAUGGACGCUCUGCCGACAAGGUGCAGGAAACUCCGCUCUCUGAUUCUCAGGAAUCCGACCUUAAAUAUCUCUUCUCUGAGUGGAGUGAGCUACACACAGAGGGGAAAUUUCUUUUGCGUCCGAAUCGGUUCUGGACAACGGCCGCCUCUUACUGGAGACUUCCGAGCGUUGCGCCGCAACUCUUCCAAGACCUUAAGCAGUCGGAAUUGGUUAUAUUCAAAGGCGACCUCAAUUAUCGUAAACUAACAGCUGAUGCGGCCUGGAACCCUACUACCAGCUUCUCGAAGGCGAUUGGUGAACUGGGAAGGCUGGGGAGUGGGGUGAGGGUAUUGGCGUUGAGGACCUGCAAGGCGGACGUGGUGGUGGGAUUAGACGACGAGGUGGACGCAGAGCUCAGGAGUGGGGACUCCGAGGAAAGAAAGAGAAAGUGGGCCUGGACUGGAAAAUGGGCAGUUAUCCAAUUCUGGGACGGCAAGCUGUAGGGCGAAUUGUUGAUGGCUGGUUCGCGAGAUUUCCCACCUUUCUGAUUAGAUAGGUGCGCUUGUUGUUUCUCUUGGUGGGGUCGAAACGGCUAGGAGGGGGUACGAGUAGACGCUGUGGUGUUUUGGGCUUUAGUAUACGGGUACUGUACAAGUAGCGCUGUACUUGUAGCAGAUCAAUUAGAUCAAGUGCCGGAGUAA
This is a messenger RNA of Tuber aestivum (summer truffle), 1796 nucleotides long. Lineage: Eukaryota; Fungi; Ascomycota; Pezizomycetes; Pezizales; Tuberaceae. The record is from the annotation of a GenBank genome assembly.